This is a messenger RNA of Mesorhabditis belari, 627 nucleotides long. NCBI's taxonomy places the organism in Eukaryota, Metazoa, Nematoda, Chromadorea, Rhabditida, Rhabditidae. The record is from the annotation of a GenBank genome assembly.
AUGUCGUUAAAGAAUGGAUUUAUAUUGAUUUCUCUAGUGAUUGAGGUGAUCUCGGAGAUCAGUUUGCAAGCAUUUGAAAUGCGGAGGAAAAUGGAUGUCUCUUGCUUUAUGACAGGAAACAAAUCGAUCGAAGAUUCGGAUGUGAUUUUGGAUGGGGAAUUUACGAGAUGCAAUCCAUUCUUUUACAAUUGUCGAUAUGUCGGUGAAACGACGAAUGAUGCAAAUAAUGAUAGUUUGAACACAUGCAAUUUCUACUAUUUCUCCCGUGUCUCCACUUUGUGCACAAAUUUGGAUGAGUGCUAUGUGGUUAAGCUGCGCUGUGGAAAAGCCGCCUUUGAAUUGACAGCCUUGUCGCUUUUCUUGAUGCUCCUAAUUUGGCUCUUGUUGAUGGUGUACUUUGUGAAGCUCAUCCAAGUUUGGAUCUUCGCUGCUUCACACUCUGGAUCGGCGAAUCUCUCAAGGCGUGAAAAGCAGCACAAUCAAAAGGUGGCAAACGCUGUAAAAGCGUCAAUGAAAAAGGGCCAUGUCAAUUUGGGAAUCGUCGGUUUCGAUGAAAACGGGCAAGCGAUCGAUGAAAGGUUCCGUGAAACGAAAUUCGUGGAAAUCGAUUUAACAGAACAGACGCCU